UCAAAAUUUCAUCAUCCAAAAAUGAAUUACACUCCAGAAACUUUCUCUAUUGGUGUACCUGGAAAUAGAGGGGUGAAUUUUGUAGGUGGGAAUGUGGAUCUCAGUGGAACACUUAUAAUCAAAGCUCGUUUAGGUGAUGAUAUACGAUGCAUACCAAUUCACAACGAAGAUCUGACUUAUGAUGACUUGCUGUUGAUGAUGCAGAGAGUAUACCGUGGCAAACUUAGUAACACGGAUGAUAUCACAAUUAAAUACAAGGAUGAAGAUGGCGAUCUUAUAACGAUUUUCGAUAGUUCUGACCUUGCCUUUGCAAGAACCGUUUGCAGAAUAUUAAGGAUAACUUUGUUUGUUAAUGGAGUACCUCGACCUCCUGAACACACCCUUGUUGCAGAGUUUAGAAGAGAAUUGACACAGAUUAGGGAUAGGAUAAAUUAUCUUCUAAAUAGAUUGGAGAUAAAUGAUGAAAGUGACCAGCCCAAAGGUGGACAGCAGCAGCCAAUUGAUAAGCAACCUACACAAGUUUCUACUCAGGAGGGAUUGCCAUCUAUACCCGUUCCUCCCAAGCCCACCCCAGAGGUGACCAUGUUUGAUCCCCUUGCCAAGGAUAAACAGCAGCCAGACAGCUCCACUACGAGCAUCUCUCGACAGCUAUACCCCACCAGCCCUGCUGAUGGAGGUUUAAAAAACCAAGAUCCAAGUUCCCAAGGGUAUCCCCAACAGUCCAACCCUGCGUCACAGCAGAUGCAGCUUCCAGGACAACAGAACAUUGCACCGUCACCACUAGCAAACAAAGCACCUUCAGCAGCAUCAUAUGCACAGCAGACCCAGUAUCCUCAGCAGGCUACCCAAGCUGGUCAAGCGCCUUCACAAUCUUAUGCUCCCACUUCCACUCAGACCCAGUCAACCUACCCUGGUAUGACCAGCUCAUCUUCAGCAUAUCCCGUGAGCCAAGCUCAACAAGCCUAUAGUCAAACUAGUCAACAAAGUUACACUCCGCAAAGCCAAAGUUACUCAGCUACUGGGGUUGCACCUUAUUCUGGAACAGGACAGGCCCAGACGCAGUAUCCAGCGGCUUAUCCACAGCAGCAGCAGCAGCAGCAGCAGCCGCAAUCCCAACAGCAACCUGCUGCACAGGGUGGUUAUGGUAGCACUCAAGGGUAUCCAAGUGGUCAGUAUCCACAGCAACAGGGGUACAACCAAUAUAGCUAUAACUAUCAACAGCAGCAACAACCAUAUCCAAGUUACUGAGGUGUACCUUCAGUCUUGUUAAGGUACAUUUGUAAUCGGCUGGGACAGAACUCAAUGUACAAGCAGGAUUGUGCACAGUUUUGCAUUUUCUAACUGCAUAAUGUGCUAUCUCAGUACCAACAGAGCUUGUUUCAGUAUGGCUUAGUUAAAAAUUUUCUUCAUGAUUUGUGUUAGCAGCUAAGGACAAUUUGUUUUUUUAAAGUGUAAACAGGGGUUUCAUUAACCUUUUCAGUAGGAGGGCAACUGGUUUUCACAGGC
Messenger RNA from Orbicella faveolata, 1506 nucleotides. RefSeq lists its product as uncharacterized. The record is from RefSeq and is a predicted model, not a curated record. Gene Ontology annotation, molecular function: identical protein binding. Gene Ontology annotation, biological process: COPII vesicle coat assembly; endoplasmic reticulum to Golgi vesicle-mediated transport. NCBI's taxonomy places the organism in Eukaryota, Metazoa, Cnidaria, Anthozoa, Scleractinia, Merulinidae. Gene Ontology annotation, cellular component: endoplasmic reticulum exit site.